Lotus japonicus is the source of this 3810-nucleotide messenger RNA. Its product is annotated as SNF2 domain-containing protein CLASSY 1-like. The transcript is spliced from 9 exons. The record is from RefSeq and is a predicted model, not a curated record. The coding region runs from base 1 to 3810 and encodes 1269 amino acids. Gene Ontology annotation, biological process: gene silencing by siRNA-directed DNA methylation. NCBI's taxonomy places the organism in Eukaryota, Viridiplantae, Streptophyta, Magnoliopsida, Fabales, Fabaceae. Gene Ontology annotation, molecular function: ATP binding; ATP-dependent chromatin remodeler activity.
AUGAAAGCAAUACAUUUUCAUGUUGGUUGCCAGAUAAACAUCAUACAAGAUCGAAUGGACACUUGUUAUCUGUUAGAGUCAAAUUCAAGGGCGCCUAGAAAAAGAUACUUUCAUCAAGGGAAUCAUCCAUUAAAUGUUUACCCAUUUGAGGCUUUUGCGUUUGGCUCAUGGAAACCCGUGGAGCUCAUUAAAGUUGAAUCGGGAAUGGUGAUCUUACAUUUUAUGGACAAACAAGAGAUAGCUAUAGAUAAAUGUUUUUCAGACAUGCGACCAAAGUCAGAGAUAACUACUUUUGCAGACAUGCGAAUAAGGUCAAGGAAAGCUACUUUAUCUGAUUGUGCAUCCUUCUUACGAAGUGGGAUUGAUGUGUGUGCGCUAUCAAACUUUCAAAGUAGUGAUGAUUCAAAUCAAUCAAAUUCCAAUCCGGUGUGGGCUGAUGCAAAAAUAAAUUCCAUUGAGAGGAAACCCCACAAUCAUGAAUGCUCAUGUGUGUAUCAUGUAAGAUUUUAUACAAAUCAAGGUUCCUUUGGGUCAUACAAAAAUACUUUGAGUAAGGAUGUCCAAGUAGUUGGAUUAAAUCAAAUUUUCAUCCUUCAAAAGCUUGGACGUAAAAGCCUCGAAGAUCAACCAUUCCGGUGGGACUCGUCUGAAGACUACAUCAGCAGACAACAAACAAGGUUGUCCUUAGGAAAAUUUGUUGGCGACAUUUCCUGUCUAGCUUCUAUAUCACUUAUCAAGAACAUGUGCUUUUGUGUGAGAUCUUUGCAAAACAAGAUUCUCUACCAAAUCAUGGGAACUGAUACAAGGUAUUCUGAUUUUCACAUAAUAGCUAUGAACUUCAAACUCAAAGGUCGUAUGUCACAGUCCUCUAUUUUUGAACUUGACACUAUGAGCAUUGUCCCUUUUGUGCAAAAUAAUGAAGCAGAAGUGUUUCCACCAUUACGACGCUCGACACGUCGAAUCAAGGAACCUGAACGUUACUUGGGCUAUUGUGAUGUUGGUUCAGGUUUCGUAAAUCGAACUGGGAAAUCCAAGAUGAACACAGGGGAAAAUGAUGAAAAGUUGGCACCAGUGAAUUACACUUUUGAAGAGGAUGUUGAAACUAGUGUUCAAAAGGUUGAUACAAAGGUGAGUUGUGAUGCUGAUGUCAUAGAAAAGGAACAUCUUAAACCAAUUUCUGUUUUUCUAGCUCAUGAAAAAAUUGGUUUAGAUGCUCUUGAACCCCGAAUUCUCCAAGAGAGUGGUGAAAGUUCUUCCCACUUUCAUGAUAUUUGGGGAUCAAAGAACAAUGGUGAUGCUGGCAUGUGCAAUAUUAAGCUCAGUGGCAAUGAAAAAGUGAUCGGAGAAACCUCUUCAUUUCGUUAUUAUAAUCUCAGAAGCGGUAAGAAGUAUCAGAGGAAGGAUUUGUUUGACUCGGAUGAUAUGAUGGUGGAUCUGGAACCCAAAUGGGAUGGGCUGAAUUCUAAAAGAGGAGAAGAACAACGAGCUCGGAGACGUAGGACCUUAGAUGUAAAUGCAUCCAAGGAAAUGAUAGAUUCAUAUUUAAAGGAUAUGGAUAAAUUACUAGCAAUAGAAGAAGCACCUAUUACUGAAAAAUGGAAGGAAACAAUCAACUUUGGCAAAGGCAAGGAAACUGAGAAAACUCAAAGAGAAGAGCAGGUGAAGGAAGAAGUUUCUGAAAUCGAAAUGUUAUGGAGGGAAAUGGAUGAUGCAAUGAUAGAAGGUUUUCUUCAAGAACAAACGGAGGAUUCAAGUGCUCCAACUAAGGAAGAGACUACCAGAACUUGUGAGCAUGAUUAUAGAUUAGAUGAGCAACUUGGAAUUUAUUGUCAUAGAUGCGGCUUUGUGAAGGAAGAGAUAAGAUACAUCAUGCCAUCCUUUGCGGAACGUCGAUCACGACGACACAAGGAUAGGCAAUGCAAUGAUGAAGAACCAAAGCCAGAGGCUAAUAAUGAUAAUGAUCUCCCUUUGCUUCUUACUAAUGUUACUUGUGAUGAGCCUAUAUCUAUUGAAAAUGAAAGUGUGUGGGGAUUCAUUCCUGAACUUAGAGAAAAAAUGCACCUCCACCAAAAGAAAGCUUUUGAGUUUCUUUGGCAAAACAUUGCAGGGUCCAUGAACCCAACCCAUAUGGAAGCACAAUCUGAAAACAAAGGAGGUUGUGUGAUAUCUCAUGCUCCUGGAGCUGGAAAAACAUUCCUCACAAUUUCAUUUCUUAUUAGCUAUUUGAAGUUAUUCCCAAACAAGAAACCCUUAAUCCUUGCUCCAAAAACCACACUUUACACUUGGUACCAAGAGUUUAUCAAGUGGAAUUUUCCAAUGCCAGUGCAUCUAAUUCACAGUCGUAGAAGCCAGAGAAAUUUCAGUGAAAACUCAUUUGCUCUUCCUGGAAUUCCAAAUCCGAAUGAGGAUGUAAAACACACUAUGGAUUGCUUGGAAAAGAUUCAAAACUGGCAUGCACACCCUAGUGUUUUGGUCAUGGGCUACACUUCAUUUUUAUCAUUAAUGAAUGAUAAUUCAAAGUAUGAACACAGAAAGUACAUGGCUAAAGCCUUGAGGGAAAGCCCUGGGAUUCUUGUGUUGGAUGAAGGGCACAAUCCGAGAAGCACAAAAUCGAAUUUGAGGAAAUGGUUGAUGAAAGUAAAUACAAAACUGAGAAUACUCCUCUCUGGCACAUUAUUUCAGAACAAUUUUGGUGAGUAUUUUAACACACUUUCCUUGGCAAGACCAAGGUUUGUUCAUGAAGUUCUGCAAGAGUUAGAUCCAAAAUAUAUGAAGAGUGAAGCAGAAAAAAAAGCUCCUCAUUUAGUCGAGUCACGGGCUAGGAAAUUCUUCAUGGAUAAAAUUACAGUGAAAAUUGAUGCAGGUAAUGAAAAUGUUGAGGAGAAGAUGAUGGGUCUUAAUAUGUUGAAGAAAAUCACAAGUGGUUUUAUUGAUGUUUAUGAUAGCGGGAAUGCGGAUAGUAUAUUACCUGGUUUACAAAUCUAUACUUUGCUGAUGAAUAAUACUGAGAAGCAGAGUGAAAUCUUGCAGAAACUACAGAAGAAAAUGAACCGAAGCGGAGGGUACCCUCUUGAGGUAGAGUUUCUCAUAACCCUUGUGUCAAUACAUCCAUGGCUGAUCUCAACAACCAGAUGUGCCAAAAAUUUUUUCACUUCGAGCCAUUUGGAGCAGCUAGAGAAAUGUAAGAUUGAUAUGAAAAUAGGAUCAAAGGUGAAAUUUGUUAUGAGUCUUGUCUUCCGCGUGGUCAAGAUGAAGGAGAAAGUUAUUAUCUUUUGUCGCAACCUUGCACCAAUGUGGCUGCUUCUAGAGUUGUUUGAGACGUACUUCAAGUGGAAAUUGGGAGUAGAAAUCUUGACACUUCAUGGAGAACAAGAGCUUUUUGAGCGCGGCAAAGUCAUUGAUAAGUUUGAGGACCGUCGUGGAGCCUCAAAGGUUCUCCUCGCUUCAAUCAGCGCUUGCGCAGAAGGUAUUAGUCUGACAGCAGCUUCACGUGUGAUUUUCUUGGACUCAGAGUGGAAUCCGUCCAAAACAAAGCAAGCUAUUGCACGGGCUUUCCGUCCUGGUCAAGAAAAAGUCGUUUAUGUUUAUCAGCUAUUAGUUGCAGGGUCAUUUGAAGAGGAUAAAUAUAAGAAAACCAAUUGGAAAGAUUGGGUUUCCAGGAUGAUUUUCAGUGAGGAUUUUGUGGAGGACCCGUCCAAAUGGCAAGCACAGAAAAUUGAAGAUGAUGUGCUGAGAGAAAUGGCUGAGGUGGAUAAGUAUAAAUCAAUCCAUCAAAUUGUGAAGAAUGAAAAGGCCUCGACAAACUUAUGA